Messenger RNA from Daphnia pulex (common water flea), 1218 nucleotides. RefSeq lists its product as uncharacterized. The record is from RefSeq and is a predicted model, not a curated record. Gene Ontology annotation, cellular component: membrane. Gene Ontology annotation, molecular function: ligand-gated monoatomic ion channel activity. The transcript is spliced from 8 exons. Bases 1 to 1218 code for a protein of 405 amino acids. NCBI's taxonomy places the organism in Eukaryota, Metazoa, Arthropoda, Branchiopoda, Diplostraca, Daphniidae.
AUGUCGCUCUUACCUUCCAUCAUCUUUUCAGCUGCGAUCACCAUAUUUAUUCGCUGCACAUCAUCGACGUCCAAUCGGCUCAGCGGCCAACACCUUCGCGUCAUCUGGACACGUUGGAGUGGAAACCCCAAAGGAUUGCUGGGACCUCUCAAAGGUGGGGUACUCCUCGACUACCUGACGGCCCGUUUAAAUUUCACCUACGAAAUGGUUCGAGUGACCGAAAACAGACAGGAAGCCACGGAAAAAGAACGCGGACUUUUCAGCUAUUUGUUGGAUCAACAAUGCGAUUUGCUGGUCCACGAUACGGUUCCCACACUGCAGACCAGCAAGAUCGUUGAUCUGACCUUGCCAUGGGCUUACGACUUUUUCGCUUUCCUCAUUCCCGUCCCCGAUGAAACGGCCAACAUCAACGCCGUCGUCAAACCUUUCCAGUGGCCGGUCUGGCUGGGACUAGGAGUAUCGAUCGUUUGCGUCAUCACAGCUUUGAAUGUGAUCCAGCGCUACUUGGAAUAUCAUUCCGCACUCGAAACUACAUUUAGUUCAAACGAAAAUCCACCGGCUGAAAAAAAAAUCACCAAAGUCGGAACCGGAAAAGAAUAUCUCUACGUUUUCGGCAAUUUGCUAUCGCAAGGUGGAUCUUGUAAAUCGAAACGACUACCUUACCGACUGGUCGCUGGCGUUUGGACCCUGGCCGCUUUCAUCUCCGUCCAGGCCUACACGUCGACUCUCUUCACUUAUGUCGUAAAGCCAAUCAAUCACCCGCUCAUCAAUUCUGUCUACGACAUUAUCAAUAGUGGCGAUAUCAAUUUACUCGCCAGAGAAGAUGGAUUCACCAACAACAACACCCUUUUCGCAACAUUACGAAGAAAACUGGAUUCCACCCCGAAUUCUCGAUGCGUCAUGCCGUUUGAAUGCCUUCGAAAUAUCAAACCAGAACAUAGAAAUGUCUACAUUGAGCUAGGAUGUUUGCUGAAGAAUUCCAGGAUAUUGGAGCUUCAACAAACUGGAAUAAUCGACUACUGGGAUACCUGGUUCCGCCCCAUGCCUCCUCAAUGCAACGGAAAACCGCCGAUGGAAAGCAAGAAAAAGAAACAAUUGCCACUUUCCCUGAAAAAUUUGACCGGAGCAUUUGUCGUUUUACUGGUCGGACUGAGUCUUUCUUUUCUGGCUUUUCUUUGCGAGAAAAUCAUUUCUCUGCAUCGUGGUCGUCGCGGUUAA